AGUCAGUGUGGGUUCUGGCGUGGUUGCCUCAAGUUCAACUCGCUCACUCUCUCUCUCUCUCUCUUUCUCUAUCUCUCAAACUGGAGUCUCCCCCACUGUCUCUCUCUCACUCCCUCCAGUCCUCCCCUCGUGUGGCAAAAGAGAAGCGGAGAGAGAGAAUUUUAACUUUGGGAGGGAAGGAAAAGAGGAGAGGAGCGAGUGAGCAACCUUGAAUGACCUCAACCAGACAAACCCAGGCCACCAUGACCUACAGUCGUCUGCUCCCCCUACUGGCUGCUCUCACUGUAGUCAUGGCGGCGCCCAACACCCACCACCGUCAGCGACAAGGGAACACCACUAAUCUAGGCGAUAAUUAUGAGUUUAUAUGCGAGUACCUGGCAAGUGGUUCGGUUCCGGUUACCAAAUACAGGAGCAAGAGGACCGGACUGCAUAUCGUGCUGGCCAGGGUCGAGGGGCCGCUGGUUAACGGAUAUUUCACGCUAGCCACAGAGGCCCAUGAUGAUGAUGGACUGCCUCACACGCUGGAACACCUUAUUUUCCUUGGCAGUGAGGAAUACCCGUACAAAGGCAUUCUCGACCUUUUAGCCAACCGGUGUCUUGCCUCGGGGACUAAUGCAUGGACAGACACAGACCACACAGCCUACACGGUCCAGACAGCAGGCAGUGAGGGCUUCCUGAACCUGCUACCCAUCUAUGUAGACCACCUGCUGUACCCUACCCUUACUGACUCCGCCUUCACCACAGAGGUCUACCACAUCACUGGGGAGGGCGAGGAUGCAGGGGUGGUGUACUCGGAAAUGCAGGGGAGGGAAAAUACUGACGGAGACCGAACAUUGAGGGCCCUCCUGCGUGCCAUGUACCCCCCCAGCAGCGGCUAUCGUUCUGAGACAGGUGGCAUCAUGAAGAAUUUGAGAGAAAGUACUACAAAUGAGAAGAUUCGGGCAUACCACAGGGCAUUCUACCGACCAGAGAACCUUCACAUCAUCGUCACGGGCAUGGUGGGGGCUGAGCAGGUGUUCCGAGCCCUUGAGCCGAUUGAACAGAAGAUUAUUGCAAAGGGAAAGCGCCCCCCCUUCACCCGGCCCUGGCAGAGCCCCGUGCCACCACUUCAGGCGUCAGUGGAUGAGCUGGUGCUGUACCCUAGUGACUCGGAGGACACAGGAGUGGUGCUGGUGGCCUGGCGGGGUCCCUCCUCCGUCACCGAGAUCACCGACCUGUUCAGCAUGUCAGUUCUGAUGGAGUACCUCACCCACUCCUCCAUCUCUCCGCUGCCCAAGAUCUUUGUGGAGGUGGAUGACCCGUUAGCCAGCAGUGUCCACCACAGCUGCUUUGAGAACUCAAUUUCCACAUGCUACUUUGGGUUCUACGGUGUGCCUAAGGACAAGGUGAACAGUGUGAGCCCGCUGCUGAUGGACACCCUCACCAAGAUUGGGUCUGGGGAGAUGACCAUUGACAUGGACACCAUGAAGGACAUCCUCACCAACCUCAUCCUGCUGCAGGACUCCAGCCUGGAGACUGUGCCCCACGACACCAUCGCCAACAGUGCCAUCGGAGACGUCCUGUAUGGCAACUCCUGCCACCAUCUGGACCUGCGGCUGAACAAGAAGGCUUGGUACGAGACACUGCUGAACCAGAAGUCGUGCCAGUACUGGGCGGACAUGCUGUGCAAAUACUUCCUUGAGGGUCACUCAGUGGUGGUGCGCGGCGUGCCCUCCAUGGCUGAGGCUGCACGGCUUGAAGAGGAGGAGAAGAAGCGUGUGGAGGCCAGAAAGGCGGAGCUGGGCGAGGAGGGGCUCAAGAUGUGGAAGGAGAAGGUGGAGAAGGCUAAGGAGACAAAUGAGAUCCCACCUCCUAAAAACAUGCUGGAGUUGGUGCCCGUGCCAGGGUUGGAUAGCAUUCACUUCCACCCACUCACGGCCUACAACAACCACCAAGAGUCCAGUCCGCUGCCUUCCGCCUCCGCCUCCUCCUCCGUCUCGUCUCAGAUUGGCCACCGUCUCAAUUCCCUUCCCAUUAAGUUCCAGCUUGAUGAUCUCCACUCAAACUUCGUGUUGAUGGCAGCAAUCCUGGACACCUCAAAAGUACCCCCAGAGAAGCUUCCCUACCUCACACUGCUGCUGGACUUGAUCUUUGAGUCGCCAAUCAACAGGGACGGGACUGUGGUGCCUUACGAGGAGGUUGUGAAGGACCUGGCCGCCGACACCCUAAGCCGGGAUGCAAGUGUGGGGUUGGUUCUCCGCGGUGGCAGCAAGUUCUCCUGCGGUUCGUUCUGCAAUAAUGUAGCAGUGGUUCUUAAGGUUGAGAUGCCCAAGUACAAGAAAGGGGUGCAGUGGCUGAAGGAGGCCCUGUACAAGAGUCAGUUUGUGGGUCAGCGGGUCAAGGUGAAGGCCAACAAGCUCGUCAACUCCAUCGGUGACCUCAAACGAUCGGGUCCCAAACUGCUUAACCUCAUGUUCAACAAUAUUAUCUUUAAGAACGACACUAACAAGAACCAGCAGGGCAUUCUGAAGCAGGAGAAGUUCUUAAACGCACUGUUGGAGAGAUUGGUGACAGAGGAGGAGGAGGUGCUGAAGGAACUGGAGGAGGUGCGACAGGCGAUUGUGGCCCCGGAGCGAGUCACCAUUCACAUGGCCACCAACCUGGAGAGGCUGGCCGUGCACAUGGACCCGUUGGAACCUUGGGCUGAUUUUGUCGAGGACCGGAAGACGAACGUGGGAAAGGAGAAAUUCCUCAACGUCGUCCCGGACAGCUCCAUGCAGUCUUACGAAAACCUGGGCGAGUAUACUGGGUUUCUGAGUGGCGUGGGGUCUGUAGAGUCAGCCUACCUGGUGCAGGCCACGAGGAGCAUCACGGAGCACAGAGAUUGGGACCUACCGGCUCUUCUCACUGCCAUCCAGUACCUUACGCAGCUGGAGGGCCCAAUGUGGAAGGAAAUCAGAGGAAGAGGUUUGGCUUAUUCUGCAAACCUUUACUUGAAUCCUGCCCAGGGUCUUCUGAUUUUGAAGCUAUUAAGGGCGGCCCAGCUUACCAGGGCUUACGAGGAGGCCCUGGGUAUCAUUAAAUCCCACAUCAAUGGCACCACCAGCUGGGAGGACACCCUGCUGGAGUCUGCCCGGAGCUCUCUGAUCUUUGAGGUGAUAGAGCGGGAGGCUGUGGUGUCCGACGUGGCCCAGCAGUCCCUCCUCUCCUACUUCAGGAAGGUGCCGCAGACUUACACCAAAGAGCUGAUCGACCGCAUCUCCAAGGUGACCCUAGAGGACGUGAAGCGUGUGGCCCUCAAGUACUUCACCCCCCUAGUGCAGCCUGACACCACCAGAACUGUCAUAGUGUGUCACCCCUCAAACGUGGAGGAGACCGUGACGGACCUGGAGAAAUUCGGACACAAGCUAAAAGUGGUGGAGUCGCUGGAAAGCAGUAGAUUUGCAUAAUGGAUGGGAGUGGAGACGCCCACCAUUACCUCUACCAUCACCACCAUCACCAUCACCAUCACCACCACCACCACCACCACCACCAUAUCAGCUGAGCCAAGGGUCAUAGGGAGAAAGUGCACAGGUUACAAGUUACAAGUGUUUUCUUUGAGGUUGUGUGGGGGGGAAGAGUUGGCGACCAUCAUUUGAGUCACUUCCACCUGCUGUGUUUGUGUUGCCGCUCAUGGAGGCCGCCCAAGUGUUUGUUGGGAUAAUUAUACAGUGGUUCUUUUUUUUUUCUGUUUUUUUUUUCAUUUUGAUUUUUUUUAUAUAUUUUUUUCUAUCACUAGUUUUUUUUGUGUGAUUAUUAUUAUUGUUGUUAUUAUCAAUGCUACGUAUUUUUUUGCACUAGUUUUGUUUUAUCUAGUAUUGCACUUUGCACAGUAUUAUCACAAUUAUUAUUAUUAUUAUCAUUAUUAUUCACUUUGCAUCCACACAAGUCAUCUAUUUAAUUCUAUUCAAGUGUUUAUUCAGAGUUUUUUAAUAUUUUGUAUCAUUUAUAUGCAGUUGUUUUUAUUAUUACCAUUGUGAAUGUUAUGUUCUGUCAUGACUCUCUCAUUGUGACCUGGAAAGUCUCACAGCAAAGUAGCCAAAGUCAUUUUUUAUCAUUAUUAUUUGUGCUGUGGGUCGUGUUUUUUCGUUACUGUUGUUCGUGUCGCGUGUCAGAAUGAUUGGCCUGCACGAGAUGCACAAGAUAUGGGAUUUCUUUUCUAUCAUUGGGCAAACCAAACACCAAACACAAAACAUGAAAGAAACGCAUCAUUCAGUCACCGCCAUCUGAGCAAAGCAUGUCAUUUUUAAUAGACAAGAAAUCCAUUAUCUAAAAAAAAAAAAUCUAAACAAACAAGACAUCAGGUUCGGAAAUUUGAUCUUUUCUUUCAGCAUAAAACAAAUCAUCAAAACAAACAAGAAUUCAAUUUUUUUUCCC
Molecule: messenger RNA, 4395 nt
Organism: Scylla paramamosain (green mud crab)
Lineage: Eukaryota; Metazoa; Arthropoda; Malacostraca; Decapoda; Portunidae
Exons: 21
Coding region: 213-3428 (1071 amino acids)
Molecular function (GO): metal ion binding
Source: RefSeq, a predicted model, not a curated record